AUGUCUAAUAUCCUUAACACCCUCCAAAGCCGAAUUCCAAAAGUUUUGGAGCUUGGAAAGGAAGUAACUCAAAAAGAUGAAUUCGCAAAAGGAGAAAGAGCCACGUUUUAUCACGGAACUCGAAUGAAAGACGGAUCGACAGUAGCAAUUAAAAGAAUAUAUGAUAAUAAACCAAGCAAAGAUGAAAUUAAAACAUACGCUAUGGAAAUUCAAGCAAUUUUUGCCACAUCAACACCAUAUUCAACUUCGUUAAUAGGAUAUUCAGUAACAGCGCCUUUCAUUAUCGUUACAGAAUGCUAUGAAGAAGCAAAUUUAUCUACUCUUUUAAAGCAAAAGAAAUUAGAUUUCACUCAAUUAAACAGUAUUUUGUUAGAGUUAGCUUUUGCAUUAAAGCAAAUACAUGAAGUGAACUUUAUUCACGGAAAUGUAUGUCCAAGCAAUAUUAUUUUGGAUAAAUACGGUAAAACAAAACUAGUUGGCUUUGGAAACAGCCGUUACCCUUCAAAAUCACCAAAGAAUGUCUACACCAGUGGUAAGAUUAAAGAAAAUAACUGGCUUUCACCAGAAUUCUUAGCAGGAGAAGUUUUUACAGAAAAACAUGAUGUUUUCAGCUUCGGCUCGUUAGUUUAUCAAUUCCUAACGGGCGAAAUUCCAUUUAACGGUCAAAGUCAAAGCGAAGUUAGGAGCAACAUUGUUAAUUACAAGCUUCCAACAAUUCCUCAGCAAUUAUCAAAAUUAAUCACAGAUUGCUGGGACAAACCAGACAAAAGACCAUCUAUAGCGAAAAUCCUUGAGAGUCUACGCUCGAAAGAAAUAGUUUUUCCCGAUGUAAAUAAUACAAAAUUAGAUGUGACCAUUCAAACAUUACUUGCAGACGAAGAAGAGAUGUUUACUCAGAAGUACAAAGGUUUGGUUCAUACAGAUGCCGCUCAUUUCAAAGACGAACUGAAGAAUGUGAUUCCAGAACCAAAAUCUCCAUAUGUUCCCAUCUUUUUCAGGGAAAUCAAGAAGCUUUUCGUGAAGAAGACCUCAUCAGAGAUAUUUUCAUACCUUUUGGAUGCUUGCCAGGCCUUAAUUUCAAAAACUAAAAAUGCAGAAUCGUUUUGUUCCAAUCAUUUACACCUCAGACUGCCUCUAGAUCGUGAUGAAUUGAUAGAUCAAGGCCUUGACAUCAUCUACGCCAUAGUUAUCAACUAUCCGAACGCAUUAAAUUCCGAAUUUUCUCCUUUCAUCAAAUAUUUAAUGAGAAAGAAACCGGAGAAAGUCAUUAUUAUUGCUUCGGAACUUGCCAAAAAGGUUGAUGAAGUGGAUGACCCACUCCUAGUUCUCGAUGCCGUUAUGACGUCCUGGAAAUAUGUCAAAGAUUCAAAAUCUUUGGCCGCUCCAUUUUUGUCACUUUUUUACUUUUUAUGUAAAAAAGUUCCUGAUUACAAGAACCAGCGUGGCCAGCUUUGUUCAUCAUUAUUCAACAAAUUCCUUGAUUCCAAAUCGAAGACCGCUGUUUGUGUUGCUUUAACAGGUCUUCAAUUUGUUGAAGCAGAGAAUUUAUCGAUAAAUCCAGAGCAAGCAUUGGAUUUACUGAAAGAUGGAAAGACUGCUCCGACAAUACUCUCUUUGAUGCUUUCUUUAGAUACAAUAGACAUCAAUGAUGAAGAUGUUUUUCAAGACAUAAUUGAUGUUUUAUUGAAAAGAAGUCAAAAAUCAAACAGAGCUUCUUUGUUGCUUUGUAAAAUCGCUUCUGAAAAGAAUGGUGCUGAAUUACUGAUGAAAGAUGAUUCAUGGUUAUGUAACAAACUGCCAACAGUUGAAUCCACAUUCAGAAUAGCUUUGGUUGCAAUGAGACAUCCAAAUAUAAUGAAUCAACUCAAAGACAGUGAAAAUUUCAAGUAUUUAUUAUAUAAAUGCUGCAAACCAAAGCACCAAGUACCUCUUAGAUCAAUAAUUGAAGUGAUGAAGGCAUUCGGAAUCAAGUCUGAUAAGGAUGUAUCUGUAUGGGAAGAUUGUGGAGUCUUGAGAAUGUUGUUAAAUGGAGCUGUUUCUUCUGGUGAAGAAAAAAGUUUGUGUCACAUUUUGACAUUUUUCUCGGAUUUGGCUUUCUUGAAAGAGAUGCCGAUGUUGGUGGAUUUGGUAGAUGUAUCAGUACUAUCAUACAAGAAGUUUAAUAACGUUGCUUCGCAUGUUAUUCCACUUUUCGCGAACAUUUCGAGAAUUCCGAAAUGUGGAAAAAGAAUUGAAGAAACUAGAGCGUUGGAAGUGCUCAACCAAGAGUUUAAGAAGAAGGAAUUUGCAAAAUUUGGAACAAUUAUUAGAAAGAAUAUUAGAUCUUCUCAUUUACCAAGAUCAACGCAUUGA
Trichomonas vaginalis G3 is the source of this 2352-nucleotide messenger RNA. RefSeq names its product protein kinase protein. The coding region runs from base 1 to 2352 and encodes 783 amino acids. Gene Ontology annotation, molecular function: protein kinase activity; ATP binding. The record is from RefSeq and is a predicted model, not a curated record. Gene Ontology annotation, cellular component: cytoplasm. NCBI's taxonomy places the organism in Eukaryota, Parabasalia, Trichomonadida, Trichomonadidae. Gene Ontology annotation, biological process: signal transduction; protein phosphorylation. The transcript has a single exon.